UUUUAAAGUCAACUAGUUGACUUUAAAAUAGUAAAUUCAACUAACUUCUCUCUACUUAUGUGUCAUGUUUUAAAGUCGCCUAGUUGUCUUCGAAAUUGAAAAGUCAACUAGCUCCAUCUUAGUUGUCUCUUCAAUUUUAAAGUCAACUAGUUCUUUUCUCAAUUUUAAAGUCAACUAGUUCCCUUUUAAAGUCAACUGAAUUUUAGAGUCAACUCCGACAUAUAUAUGAUGUGUUUUCUUAGUAGUGUAUUAGUUUCCCUAUUGACAUUAUCUCUGCUCUGAGAAAUGCUGCUAUUCACAUCUUCGGAGCGCGGUCAACCUGUACUCAAUUACAAUUCUCAUCAAUACACAAAGAAGCGUGCGAGAAAGACGAGCAACGAGUGGCGUUGUCGAGAUCGUGGUUGUGCCAGCAUGCUUUUUCUUUGCAUAGUCGAUGCAAAAGUUCUUCGCGAGCCCUCUACUCAUACUUUUCAACAACCAGCUUCUGUCGGCAAAUCUCUAGUCGACAAAGCAGUUGGUAAUAUGAAAAAACGUGCAUGAGAGGAGACUAUGCCGAUCCCCAAAAUCUAUACACAAGAAAUCGUUAAAGCUCAUAGGGUGUGGGUGUUGAUGAGGAUAUGGAUAUGGCUCUAGUCUUCAACCACACCCACACCCAACCGAGAAUCUCGAGCUCCUUCUUAACGACCAUAAGGGCGGAUUGAUCACUGACAUGCAACUCGCGAUCAAAUAUGGACGCGCUUUGAAGACAAAACUUGUCAAAUGAUUUUUGUUUCUUUUAUUUUUUUCUUGUUUCUUUGUUACUCUUGAAUAAAACAGCUGAUUGUUGAAAAUCGUCUGUUUAUCAAAUUAGCCACCAAUUAGUAGCUAUUGGAUUGGGGGACGAAUUGAGAAUCAAUUAACUGGGUACGAAUUUUGUGGAGGACGAAUUGAGAGUCAAUUAAUGCGGAGGGGACGCGUUGGGGACGAAUUGGGGACCAGUUGGGGAUGAGUCGAGAGUAACUCUAUUAUUGUCAUCGUCAAAUAAAAUUUCUUUCUUUCUAUCUUAUUAAUCAUACAAAUCAAGUAGUUUCAAUUUCUAUUGAAGAUUCCAUUCGUGAUUUUACAUCUAUUAUUUCUUUCUUUUUCACUCGACAUACACUUGAAAAUCUUGAACUAUGUGUACUUUACUCAUCACAUUGAUCAAUAUAAAUAUGAACUCCAUUGCAACAAUUACCAAAAUCUCAUUAAACGAAGAUCACUUUGAUUUAUCGUAGCAAAUCAUACGCAACUUUGUGAAGAAGAGAAACCAUAUACAAGUCAAACUAUUUUAACAUAUCAAUCAUCUGCACUUCGCUCGCUCGAUUUUGCAUUUUACUUCAAUCAUUCGUAUUUAAUAACUGGUGUUACUCUUAACUGGAUAUUAAUAUCAAUGACUUUAACAUUCUAUGAUUUACCUCAUCAAUUAUCAAUUUAUUGUGUUCUAUAUGUAUUUCAUAUUUAUCAUGCAUUAAGACGUUUACGUGUAUUUAUAUUAAUUCCUGCAAAUCCAAAUAUUCAACAUACAUAG
This is a messenger RNA of Rotaria sp. Silwood1, 1546 nucleotides long. NCBI's taxonomy places the organism in Eukaryota, Metazoa, Rotifera, Eurotatoria, Philodinida, Philodinidae. The record is from the annotation of a GenBank genome assembly.